AUGCUGAUGAUGAUGGCAAAAACAGAUUUAAACGUGGUUGUAACAUCAUUAAACAUUCCACAAAAACUUCGGUCCCGUGUGGUCUCUGAUUUGGCGAAACAAUUUAUGAAAGCAAAACCAGUGGUUGAAAGAGAGUUGAAUGAACAAAAAAAGGAAGAAAGAAAGAUGCCCACAACUAGGGAAUUUUCAUAA
Molecule: messenger RNA, 192 nt
Organism: Clunio marinus
Lineage: Eukaryota; Metazoa; Arthropoda; Insecta; Diptera; Chironomidae
Source: the annotation of a GenBank genome assembly